Messenger RNA from Symbiodinium sp. CCMP2592, 786 nucleotides. The record is from the annotation of a GenBank genome assembly. Lineage: Eukaryota; Dinophyceae; Suessiales; Symbiodiniaceae.
AUGCCGGCCGGCGGGGCUGGAACAUAUCAGAUUGGAACCUUUGCGGUAGUGGCCAGGCCUUCGUGGUCGGAGAGGGUCCUGGUCCGGGCGGGGGUCUUGCAAGGCGGGGCGGCAAAUGCUGGGCCCCAAGGGGUAGGCGCGGUGGGUCUGCAAGGUGGAACGCCGCCAAGUUCAUCCGUGGAUCUGAAGGCCUUGGAAGGUGCUGCUCGGCAGUUGCAGGCCCUUUCGCUCCGGGAGCCGAGGGACAAGAAGGAUCGGAAAAAGGACAAGAAGGCUGCAAAGAAGAAGCAAAAGAAGGACAAGAAAAAGUCCAAGAAAAAGAAGAAGGACUCAUCCAGCAGGAAGAGCAAACAUGUGAAGUACGACGACCUUUCGCAUGUGGAUGGCCUGAAGUGGAAGAAGAAGGGCGACUUGGUGGCAUUCGCGGCGAAACAUCCUGGGGCAUUGACGGCUCACUUCCUGGCGGGAGUGUACGCUCGGUUGUCCAAGGGGACGAUGACGAGGACAUCGCAACUCCGCGAGGCGUCGGUGGCAGCUUGGGCGCAUCAGUUCACCGGUUUGAGCGAGAUCCGGGAUUUGAAGGAGGUUCUCACGCUGGCGGAAAUCCUGGAUUCGGUGAACCGCAGGGAGAUCGAAAGGGCGAUGGACAUACUUUGCCAACGCAUCUUGGCGAUCCAAGUGGCGAAGAUGAAGGGCGGCAGCUGGGAGAAGGCCGAAGCCAUAGAGCUGGUGAACACACAGAAGUCCCUAGCCAGCAGCUCGAUGCUGGCCUUGACCAAUGCCUAA